GCACUACACAAAGGUUGUUCUUUUUUGAAAGCAUCGUCGUCUCUCUAGGGAACUUCCUGUCCGCCAGCCAGAAAAACGCAUACCAGGGCACCGGGAAAGCGUUCUUUGAUUUGAGGCGACGAAUAGUCAUUUCUUUCGACCCGUCGGUUUGGAUUUGAAAGCCAAAACCAAUACAAGAGAGAAAGAAAAUUACUCAGACACCGCUACGAUGUGCCGACCGGACAAAGGAGGAUCAGACUCCAAUUCAAAAACCAACACAGCUGUUAACGGCGACAUGGCUUCGAAGAGCAGAAUAGCAAACGCGACAACAAAACCCCAGAGACUGCGGAGAGAAAAACGCGACAAGGAUGGUGAAUACAUACUUCUCUCCGAUGCCGGGCUUGCUUCCGGACCCCCAGAGAAGAAGAAAAAGAAGAAAGUUUCCAAGGCUCUCCAGAAACACGGCAAGGACAAUCCCUCCGGUGGUCUGGAGGCCCUGGUUCCCUCGCUCAUCGGCGUCGGGGUCCUGGUGAUGGCGGUUAUGGCCCAGCGCGGAUUCCGGGGCCGCGCCUCGGUGGCCGGAAUCGAUCUGGGAACGACUAACUCGGUCAUUUGCAUCCAGCGCUUGUCCAAGGGGGUGGGGGUCAUUGACUGCGUGGAGGAUCCGCUGACGGGAUCCCCGAUCGUCCCCUCGGUGGUCAGUGUCUACGACCUGCACCGAGAGGCGGGGGAAAUCAAGGUAGGGCCCUCGAGCAAAACCAAGACGCUCCUGGACCCGCACCCCUCCCGAGUUGUCGUGGGACACGCCGCCAAGAAGCGCAUCGACACGCACCCCCACCAAACACUCUACAACGCCAAGCGCGUCCUGGGACGACCCUACGGAGACACCGCCGUGGAGGAGCUGAGGAGAGAGGUCGAGUUCCGCGUCGAGCAGGAACAAGUUCGUGACGACGACGACGACACCAGAGAGAAUCUCCCUCUCGAAUCGGUCUUCCGCGUCGACUCCACGGUCGCUCUCUCGCCCCAGCAAGUCGGGGGCUACGUCGUCAACUUUUUGGUUGGGAUCACGAGGGAUUUCCUGGGGCACGACAACGUCAAGUCGGCCGUCCUGGCGGUUCCGGCCAAGUUCGACGCCCACCAGCGCCGGCGGACCUUUGAGGCCUUUCAACUCGCCGGGCUCAAGGUGGCCCGCGUCCUGGAGGAGCCCACGGCGGCAGCCCUGGCCUAUGGGCUGCACAAAAAAGAGGGCGUCGAAAAGAUUUUGGUCUACGAUUUUGUGAGUUUUUUCUCGUUUGUUUGGUAUUUGGCUUUAGUUGAUCGCAUUGGAUUAGAUUGUGCUGGAUACCAGCGAGUACUGUAGUUUUGGUAAAUGACGCUGCGCGGUAGGACAUUCGAUGAUGCCGGUCCUCGCUCACCAAUUUUGUUUUCUGUCGAAUCCUCCUUCAAAAUGUUACUCGGGGCGAUCAAUCCAUAUCCUCGUGGUGUGGCCUUUGACGGUGCACCACUUUUCCAAAUACGACAACCAUACAUUUCAGGGUGGAGGCACGCUCGACAUUUCCAUUUUGCACGUCAGCGAGGGUUACUGUGACGUAAUGGGAAGCGAUGGAGACGAUCGACUUGGUGGAGCGGAUUUUGAUGUUGCGGUGGCUCACUUGCUCGCGGAGAAGCACUCGUCGGUAUUGGAAAACCUCACCGCAUAUGGCGACGAUCAUAGCAGCGGAAAGAAUCAGGAUCGCGACGAGGACAUGGCUGAAAUCCUGGCUUCCUCCUGUGAUCGGAUCACGGACGAAAUUCCUCUCUGCAGCAUCUCAUCCUUCCAUACGUUGGGAGAAAAAGUGAAAAUAGAUCUCUCCCAACAACAACAAAAGCAGAAAGAAAGUGUUGGACAAAUCGAGGAGGGAUCCAUAGCAGCCCGCACAAAGUGCUUGGCUCUUCCUCCCUUAACUGCAGCAACAAGGUCGUCCUCCUUGGAGUCCAUGUGCGACUCGCUGUUCGAGGAAAUGCUGGAAGUCACGCUGGAAGAAUACAACACCGCCUGCCAGCCCCUUUUCGAUCGUUCGGUGGUUCCCGCCACGCGGCUGGUCGAGGAUCUCACCCUACAAAAGGAAGAGAUCGACGAAAUCGUCAUGGUUGGGGGAACGACGCGGAUGCCGCAAAUACGGGAACUGGUCCGCCAGGCCUUUCCGGGUGCUCAGUUGAAUACGCACAUCGACCCCGACCUCACCGUGGUAUGUAAACUACGUGCAAGGGUCCAAACCCGUCGCAUCGUUUUUGUUCGGUUCGGUUGGUUGCAUUUCAUGCCAGUGACGACACCGUUUGACGCUUGGCUACUGACGAGAGGCUUGGAGGCCGGAGUAGUUACCGGGUUCACCUCCUCUCCUCUCUUGAUGUUGGCAGUCAUACAUUGCAGAGGCUUGUGGAUCCAUAUUUGCAAAUACGUGAAUCUAUGAAGUUUCUUAUUUGUUUCUAAUUUUGGUUUCUUUGUUUUCUGUUUCCUUUCAGGCCUACGGAGCAGCUUCUGUCAUUGAUUAAGAAAAUGUCUGCCUUUCUUUUCCUUUCCAUUAUAAUUCACAACUUGGCAAAGAAUAACACAAUAUGUUGACACCGCUGUACAUCCUGUACUCAUUAAAUCUAUUAUUCGACA
Molecule: messenger RNA, 2623 nt
Organism: Pseudo-nitzschia multistriata
Lineage: Eukaryota; Bacillariophyta; Bacillariophyceae; Bacillariales; Bacillariaceae
Source: the annotation of a GenBank genome assembly